Paraglomus brasilianum is the source of this 2793-nucleotide messenger RNA. Lineage: Eukaryota; Fungi; Glomeromycota; Glomeromycetes; Paraglomerales; Paraglomeraceae. The record is from the annotation of a GenBank genome assembly.
AUGUCGACACAAGACCAUGAAGUUAUAGACAUAGAAGAGCUCCCGGAAACCAACGUGUGUUGCAGCCCGGAUACGCUGAAAGAAGUAUGUCAUGGAGGAGGCCCAAUUACAACGUGUGCAAUAUCUCCACACGGACGGUGCUUGGCGACUUACAGCGCUGAAACAGAAUCGGUUGCUAUAUGGUCUAUUGAACAAGGGAAAGGCCACUUGGUUAAGCUAUUUGAGACAUCAGUGGAAGAUAAAAAAAAGAAAGUUACGAGUUUGGUUGUUUCAGACAAUCGAUGCUUUAUUUUUGAUAAUGCCCUUUAUCCAUGUAAACAAUCCGAAAAUGUAACGUUCGGAUCGCCGACGCAGCUCCCAAAUUAUUGUUUAAAGGCACGGUCUGCCGUUGUUAAAGCGUUUCUUUCCUGUGGCGAUCUUGCUGUCAUUGCGACGACAAGACGUGGAGAUAUUAGAUUGUAUCGCUUUGCGAGUUAUAGUAAUAAAUGGGAGAUAAAAGACGUAUGGACGCUCGACUGGUGUCACAGAACGCAACACAAGUGUGGCAAGGAUAUAUCACCCGAUCGAUUUAAAUAUUUUGUAGUUAAAGACAGAUUGGUCUGCCAGCUUGAUGGUCAUUUGGUUCAGUGGAAUAUUUAUCGCGCUAAAGUUGAAGUACAGCAUUUUUGUGACGAUGUUAUCGUGUCAGCUAUGGACAUUAUGGCAGACGUAAAGAAGGUUUUGUUUACCGUGGAUUCUGCCAACACAUUGUCUGCUUUAGUAACUGGAGAUUGUAACGCUCAAAAUCUGACCGUAUCUUGGAUCAAUACUGAAUUGCCUAUAGCCACAGUCUAUAUUAAACUGAGAGAGGAUGAGCUGGUCGUUGAUGUAAACUUUAUAGAACAAAAUGAUAGCAGAAUUCUCGUGACGAUUACAAACAUGGGAUCUGCUGUUCUGUGGAAUCCAUAUAAUUUGACAGGCGAGAAGGAGAAACAUGACGAUAAGGAUGCUGGCAAACCGUUGGAAAUAAUUGAUCUCAAUGAAUACGCUGUUGUAGAUUCUUGGAAACCAGGGACAACUUUUGUCCUUCACAGCUGCAUUAUGGUUGUACUUAACAACGGAAUACCUCAUACCAUACCGCUUAUUCAACAGAGUUUUGAAAAACACCAAAAAUCUUUACCUGCUUUUCCAACGUCUACUUUUAUACGGAUGCUCGUUACUAAAAACACAAGUUUCGCGGCUCGAGAAAAGAAAAGAGAGCUAGAGGGUUUGAGGGUGCGCUGGCAGCUUAAAAGGAAUUUUGAAAUUACCGUGUAUCGCGACAAGGCAGACAUAUUUCCAACAAAAGCGUGCCGUCUAUCGUAUUUCGGGUCAGUUAUUGGUUGUACAAUAUUAGGUAAUGAUGACCUGGCGGUCUUUUGUGACAAAGGAAUGUGCAUCUUUUAUGUAACAGAUGAUGGAAAUAUCGAAAUGAAGUAUUUCUGGGAUGACGACCUGAGAUUUUACAAGGGACGCAAGAUUGGCGCUGACGACUUUAUCAAAAUAGCCGAACGAAAGUUUAACACUAGUUAUGUAAGUUGGCCACCACCAAGUUUCAAGAGUAUUCUGUGGCAUAAACAGAGCACAUUUGAUACACAAGAUGCGGACUGUCACAGACUCUUCCACAAUCUAUAUCUAUCCAUGGCAAGCUCUUUAAAUAUUGUUUUGUACGGAAAGGAACUUUUGACUAGCAUGAUUGAUCAGGACGAUGAAUUCAUGGUAGAAGAAAUACUUCGUAUUUGUAUGGACAAGUUUAACACUUACUCGGUGUCACAUAUUGGAUACUUGGGGAUCUUGUGUUUAUCGCUUCCGCAGCUAUGUGAAAAGUUUUCCGAUCAGACAAUUAAUUCACUGCCAAAGUCCAUCAUGACAAUAUAUCCAAAUUGCAGAUUUGUCAACCGACUGCAUCUUAACCAAGAUCACUUGUAUGCAUUUAAUAACAAAUUUGGCUGCCAGAGUUCUUUGAGUCGUUCAGUUGAUUUACCAUUACGGUUGAAAUUGCUAAAGUAUGACGGAACGCUGAGAUCAGGAUUCAGACGCUUACGGAUAAAGAUUUUACAAGCAUUUUUCAGACUUUUAAUUUUUCUGAAUGCUGUAUUACAAUUUGGGUGCAUGCCAUUGUGUGCACUCUGGAGGUUCUUUUUCGUUCCAAAGAGAAGAUCAACUUUAACUUUAAUGCCACGGCCAGGAACUUUAUUAAACACACCACCAGGUCCAGAUAAUGAUGACCCAAAUAAUCCAUGGAGGCUGACUGAUGCAUUUGAUUCAGUAAAUAAUGAUGGAACAAUUUCAGAUAAAAAUGCAUUUGUUGGGGCACCUGAUCCCAACACAAAUUUAUUUAUGAGAUUUGAUACAGCUCUCUGGGCUGCAUACCUAAUUCUUACAGGAGAUACGGAUCCAAUUUCUGCUUGGAAUGUAUUGGAUAACCCUACGCUUGCAAUACUCCUAGUGACAUUUUCCUUUUUCACAGUUAUUUACCUUAUGAAUCUUUUUAUUGGGCUGCUGAGUAAUGCAAUUAACGAUUACAAUGAACGAGGAGCAUACUUGGCUCAAAAAGCUGAGGUACUAGCAGAAAUUGAGUUGUAUUACUUGUCUCCACAGCUAAGACGAGAUAAGGCUUGGUUUCCUGAUAUUAUAUAUUAUGAGGCCAGCGUCAAUGAACUACGACUGCUACUUGAAAAAAGUAUUAAAAAUAAGCCUAAAUUUUGGGAAAAGGCGCCAAAACACGCUAAACGGAUAGCAAAAAUUCUUAAUCUUUCAAUACCUGAUCACUAG